GCAGCUGUGUUGCUGUCAUAAAAAUAUAACAUUACAGUAAUUAUUUAUACGUAUAGGAAAUAUUUUGCAAAGUAAUUGCUUUUGUAAAUAUGUUCAUUUAUUUAUUUAGAAAUAAUAUUCUUUUGAAAAUUUUAUUAUUAUUUACAUGAAUAUAAUAUAUUUAUAUUAUGAUCAUUGAUUGUAAAGUUUUAAAUAAUAUAAUUAAAUAACUUUUUGUUUUUUAAAAAAAAAUUAAAUUGUUUUGUGUAUCAGUUUUAUUGAUAAUAUUUAAAGCAAAAUAAAAAAUAUGGAUGAAUUUUCACCUGAUUUAAAAACUAUUUUUAAUGAAAUGAGCAAACUACGAAAGGCGUUUGUGAAUUUGAAAAUUGAACAUUCAGCACUUUUUAAACAAUCAGAGAAGCAAAAAGUACAAUUAGAGAAAUCGAAAAAUCGUUGCCAAAAAUUGAUGGAUUUAUUUACUGCAAAAUAUAAAAUCAUGAUGGAAAACAGUUCAUGUUUAAAUAGUGAAUUAAAAUAUUUAAGACAAGUUACAGAAGACUUACAAUCACAACUUACGAGUCAAACAACUGAAUUACAAAAUAAAGAAAAUCUCUUUGCUAAUUUAGAAGAAGAGAUGGAAAUUUUAAGAUCACGAUUUGAUUUACAAACUGAUGAACACAAGAAAAACAUAGAAACUAUAUUAGAUCGGAAUCGUAUUGAAAAAAAUCGAGAAAUUUCACAAUAUCAAGAGAAAUUAGAUUUGGCCAAUGCUGAGAUUUUAAAAUUGAAAGAAAGAUUAAAUUAUGAAAUUGAAGCAAAAAAUAAAACAAGAAGAUCAUCAACUAAUUAUCAUCCUGCCUUAAGUGAUGACUGUGAAAAUGAUACUCCUAUUAAAGGAAAAUAUUCAAUUAAAAAAAGAAAAAGUAUGGAUAAUAGGUGGCCUAAAUUAAAUAUUACAUCAACAAAAGCGGAGGAAACCCCUUUAACUCCAGAACAACCGAUAAAAAGAAAAAAACUCUUUUUACUUGAUAAUGAUACUAUUGUGGAUUUGGAAACACCAUAAACAUUCUGUUUUUACAUAUAUAAUAAUGAUAUUUUAAAUGUUACCAAUACCAAAAGGAAUCAAGUUAACAAUUUUAAUUUUACUAGUGCCGAAUAUUUAAAAGCUAGUAAUAAAUAUUAAAACUUUGAAAUAAUGCAUAUCAUUUAUAAUGAAUUAAGAUUAUAAUUUUAAAAACAUUUUUUCAAAGUAUCGUUAACUUGCAUUUGGCCAAUCAAAGUAUUAUGUAAAUUUUAAGUGUUAACUUUUAAGAAAUAUUGUAUUAUUUAAUACGUUACAUAAUAUAUUUUUUAUAUAACGAAA
Molecule: messenger RNA, 1342 nt
Organism: Leptopilina boulardi
Lineage: Eukaryota; Metazoa; Arthropoda; Insecta; Hymenoptera; Figitidae
Exons: 5
Coding region: 287-1042 (251 amino acids)
Source: RefSeq, a predicted model, not a curated record